AUGUUGGAUUUUGCUAUAUUUGCUGUGACCUUUAUAGUCGUUUUGGUCGGCGCAAUUGUGUAUUUGUAUCCGUCAUCCAGAAGAUCAUCAGACAUACCAGGUCUAAACCCCACAGAUGAAAAAGAUGGCAACUUGCAAGACAUUGUCAAUCGAGGCAGUAUGCAUGAAUUCUUGGAGGUGUUACAUCAGGAGUUUGGGUCAGUGGCAUCGUUCUGGUUUGGUCGGCGGCUGGUGGUAAGUCUGGGCUCCGUUAACCAGCUGCAGCAACACAUCAACCCAAACCACACAACUGACUCGUUUGAGACCAUGCUGAAAUCGUUGCUGAGUUACCAGUCCGGAACAGCUGGUGGGGUCAACGAGGCUGUCAUUAGAAAAAAGUUAUAUGACACCGCCAUCAAUGACACUCUAAAGAACAACUUUUCAUUGGUUGUCAAGUUAGUCGAGGAGCUGGUUGGAAAGUGGGUAUCAUUCCCUGAGGCUCAGCACAUACCACUAUGCGCUCACCUGUUGGGUCUCUCCAUGAAGACCAUCACUCAGCUUGCCCUUGGCGAACACUUCAAAGAUGACGCUCAAGUCAUAUCCUUCCGCAAGAAUCAUGACGUGAUCUGGUCAGAAAUUGGGAAAGGCUACUUAGAUGGCUCCCAGGAGAAAAGCUCCAGCAGGAAGAUGCAGUAUGCAACCGCUCUGUCAGAGAUGGAGUCUGUGUUGUUGUCUGUAGCCAAGGAGAGAAAAGCCAAUAAGAAGCAGAUGGUGUUUGUGGACUCACUGCUUAUGUCUGCUCUCACUGAGCGACAGGUAUUGGAGGACUGUAUGGUGUUCACUUUGGCAGGAAGUGUCAUCACUGCCAACUUGUGUAUCUGGGCUCUUUACUUCCUUUCAAACUCAGAGGAAGUCCAAGAGAAGUUGUAUCAAGAGCUGGAAGACGUUUUGGGCUCCGAUCCUAUUUCAUUAAACAAGAUCCCUGAACUCAAAUACUGCCAGCAAGUCUUGAAUGAGACAGUAAGAACUGCAAAGUUGACACCCAUUGCCGCCCGACUUCAGGAAUUGGAUGGAAAAGUUGAUCAGCAUGUCAUUCCCAAAGAAACCCUUGUGAUCUACGCUUUGGGUGUUGUGCUGCAAGAUUCCAACACCUGGCGAGAAGCAAGCAGGUUUGACCCUGAUCGGUUUGAGGACGAGUCAACCCGAAAGUGUUUCUGUCUGCUGGGUUUCUCUGGGAAUCAGACAUGUCCAGAGCUAAGAUUUGCAUACACAGUAGCUACUGUCCUGCUCAGCACAUUAGUGCGGGAACUGAGGCUUCAUCGGUUGGAAGGUCAAGUCCUGGAGGUCAGAUCAGAACUGGUUUCAGCACCAAAGGAUGAAACCUGGAUCACCAUCAGCAAUCGAAGCUCAGAUUAA
Messenger RNA from Nerophis lumbriciformis (worm pipefish), 1395 nucleotides. The record is from RefSeq and is a predicted model, not a curated record. NCBI's taxonomy places the organism in Eukaryota, Metazoa, Chordata, Actinopteri, Syngnathiformes, Syngnathidae.